AUGUUACCCUGUGCGUCUCCCCAGCCCCCUGGGCCUGCUGCAGCCAUGGGGCAGUGCAGGGAGGAGUGUGUGGGGGGCUGUGAGUGUCCACAGGGCCUGUACCUUCACCAGGGAUUCUGUCUAAAAAGAGACGAUUGUCCUUGUUUCCAUCGCAGACGCACCUACCAGUCAGGAGACAGGAUACAGCAGAGAUGCAAAACCUGUGUGUGCAGAGCAGGCCAAUGGCAGUGUACUGGGGAGAAGUGCGCUGCCCAGUGCAGCCUGAUGGGGUCACUACAGGUGACCACCUUUGACAAAAAAAGGUAUUCACUAAAUGGAGGAGACUGUCCCUUCACUGCUGUUGAGGACUUUGUUGACAGGAAGCUAGUGGUGAGUGUGCGCUGUGGAGUGUGUUCAUCGGGAGAAGGAGGAGGCCUGGGUUGUCUUAGGGAGAUGUCAGUGACAGCCCUCCACACCACAGUCUCCAUCACAGACACUGGUACAGUAACGUUGAACGGCCACAGGGAGCUGUUACCUGUAGUAACAGGGGACCUGGUUGUGCACAGGGCUUCCUCUUCAUUUCUUCUCAUCCAGACUUUUGGAGCACAGCUACUCUGGCACCUAGAUGGACCUUUGGUCCUCAUCACCCUGCAACCUGGCUUCGCAAACAAGGUGCGUGGCCUGUGUGGAACACUGACAUGGAACCAGCAUGAUGACUUUACCACCCCAGAAGGAGACGUGGAGACCAGUGUGUCAUCAUUUGCAGGGAAAUUCACAACCGAGCACUGUACUCUACCGAAAGGAUCUCCACCUGACCCCUGCACCACAUACACCCAGAGGAGACAGUAUGCAGAGACAGUGUGCUCUGUCAUACACAGUCCUGUUUUUCAGGUGUGUCAUGACGUUGUGGAGAGGGAGCCCUAUUUCCGUCUCUGUCUGUCUGAGGUUUGUGGCUGUGUUCCACAAAAAGCCUGUCACUGCACCAUCCUCACUGCCUACACCCAACAAUGCGCUCAAGAGGGCGUAGCCAUCCACUGGCACAAUCAGACCUUCUGUCCGGUCCAGUGUUCAGGGGGUCAGGUGUACCAGGAAUGUGGUCGUGCCUGUGGAAACUCCUGUUCAGAGAGCUGGAGCUGCGAUAAUGGUGGAAUUGGUCUCAGGAUGUGUGUUCCAGGUUGCCAAUGCCCACCUGGACUAGUGCAGGACCACCAGGGCCAGUGUGUGCCCAUCACUAUGUGUCCCUGUGUGCAAAGAGACAAGAUGUACCUGCCUGGGUCUGUUACUCAGAACAACUGUAACACCUGUGUGUGUGAGCGGGGGCGGUUUAACUGCACACAGGAGCGCUGUGAGGAGGUGAACAAGUGUCCAGGCUCUCUGGUCUACUCUCCACGCUCCUGCCUCCUCACCUGUUCCAGCCUGGACCCUCCUGGCCAACAGCAGGGGUCCAAUGUUGCACAGUCAAGCUGCAGAGAGCCCCUGUCUGGCUGUGUCUGUCCCCAGGGAUUGGUGCUACUAGAUGAUCACUGUGUUCUGCCAGAUGAGUGCCCAUGUCACCAUAACGGUCGACUUUACUACAGCAACGACACCAUCACUAAAGACUGCAACACAUGUGUUUGUAAGGAGCGCCGCUGGCACUGCAGCCAGUCCGUCUGUGCCGGUGUGUGCGUGGCGACUGGCGACCCGCACUAUGUGACAUUCGACGGCCGCUGUUACUCUUUCCUGGGCGACUGCCAGUAUGUGCUGGCGAUGGAGACCAGCGGUUUAUUCAGUGUCAUGGCGGAGAACGUGCCCUGUGGGAGUACUGGGGUCACUUGUACAAAGUCGGUCACCCUCAGCCUGGGGAAUACCAUCGUGCAUCUGCUGAGAGGUAAAGCCGUGACAGUAAAUGGGAUGCCAGUUAGUCUACCCAAGUCCUACAGUGGCAGUGGUCUGACUUUGGAAAGAGUUGGCCUUUUUGUAUCCCUUUCCUCCCGACUUGGGGUCACUCUGCUAUGGGAUGGAGGUAUGCGUGUAUAUGUGCGUCUGGCUGCCCACCUGCAGGGUCGGGUCGGGGGCCUGUGUGGUAACUUUGAUGGGGACACAGAGAAUGACUUUACUACACGGCAAGGCAUUGUGGAAUCUGCAGUCGAGCUGUUUGGAAACUCCUGGAAGGUCAGCCCCUCCUGCCCUGACGUGGCAGACCAGGACCUCCGAGACCCCUGUGCUCUGAACCCCCACAGGGUGACCUGGGCCAGGAAAAGGUGUGCAGUCCUAACUCAGGAACUCUUCUCUCUGUGCCACUCUGAGGUGCCAUUCCAGCAGUAUUACGACUGGUGUGUCUUUGAUGCUUGUGGCUGUGACUCAGGUGGGGACUGUGAGUGUCUCUGUACAGCCAUUGCUGCCUAUGCUGAAGACUGCAACCGCCGAGGGGUCUACAUCCGCUGGAGGUCCCAGGAGCUCUGUCCUUUACAGUGUGAAAAUGGGCUGGUAUAUGAUCCCUGUGGUCCAGCUUGCGCUCCCUCAUGUCCCAGUGUUCAGCAGAGUCCACACACCCAGUGUGGCGCUCUCUCCUGUGUGGAGGGCUGCUUCUGCCCUGCCGGCACAGUCCGACACGGGGAAAGCUGUAUAGUUCCCAGUCAGUGUCCAUGUGAGUGGGAGGACUCCAUGUUUCCCCCUGGAACUACCAUUACCCAACUCUGUCAGAACUGUUCCUGUGAGCAUGGCGUGUGGCAGUGCGACGGUGUGGCAUGCCCUCCUCCCUCCCCUCCAUGUCUGGACUCAGAGUUUACCUGUGCUUGGGGGCGCUGCAUCCCCUCUCAGUGGGUGUGUGACAACGAGGAUGACUGUGGCGAUGGUUCAGAUGAGAUCUGCCCAUCUACCUGUUCUGUAGACCAAUUCCACUGUACCAGCACACCAAGUGGACCAUGUUUGAACCUGGCUCUACGUUGUGAUGGCCACCCAGACUGUGCUGACCAGUCAGAUGAGGAAUUCUGUGGACCUACCACCCCCGUGCUCCUCUGCCCACCAGGGGAGUUCAAGUGUGCCAGUGGAAAGUGCUUGCCAGCCAGCCAUGUCUGUGAUGGAAGGCUGGACUGCGGUUUUGCAGAUGUAUCUGAUGAACAAGACUGUGGUGUGGUGUGUGACGAAGGGGAAUUCCUGUGUGCUGGAGGACAUUGCAUUCCGUACCUUCGCCGCUGUGAUGGACAUGAUGACUGUGGGGACCUCAGUGAUGAAAGGGGGUGUGUGUGUGCACCAGGGGAGUUUCAGUGUCCGAGGGACCAGUGUGUGCCUGCAAACAGAGUGUGUGACGGACGCAAAGACUGCCCCUCUGGAAAAGACGAAGCUGUCUGUCCAAGUAAAGCAUGUAGGUCCAAUGAGUUCAGCUGUGCCACUGGUGGGCAGUGUGUACCUCAGGCCUGGCGUUGUGAUGGGGAAACCGACUGUAUGGAUGGUAGUGAUGAGGAGCAGUGCACCGCCCCCUGUGGCCCUGGCCAGGUGCUUUGCCUCAGUGGGGACCAGUGCGUGGACUAUCAGCAGCUCUGUGAUGGGACCCCACACUGCAAGGAUGCCUCGGAUGAGAGUAUCAACAACUGUGGCUCUACUAGGAUACCUCCCUGUCCAGGCAGCUUCCCAUGUGACAAUCGCACCUGUGUAAACAUGUCACAAGUGUGCAAUGGUGUUCCAGACUGUCCACGGGGCGAUGAUGAGUUUGUGUGUGAUAAAACUGUCUCACCCUUGGCCCCUGGCAGUAGGAACACUACUGUCACCUGCCCUGAAUUCACCUGUAUGGAUGGAUCCUGUGUCCCCUUUAAUGUCGUGUGUAACGGUGUGGUAGACUGCCCAGAAUCUUUACCAGCACCACUUGGAGGCCUCACUGAUGAGCAGGGCUGUAGAAGCUGGAGCUCCUGGGGUCCAUGGAGCCACUGCAGCACUUCCUGUGGUACAGGCUCUAUGACCCGGCAGAGAACGUGCCCUCAAGGAGACCCACUGCGCCACUGUAGGGGGCAGGACUUCCAGAAACAGCAAUGCUUUAACAUAACCUGUCCUGUGGAUGGUCGGUGGCUGCCGUGGGGGAGCUGGUCGAACUGUUCCAGUAGUUGUGGUGGAGUGCAGGUCAGACACAGGGGAUGCAUCAGUCCUCGCUACGGAGGCCGAGACUGUUCCCAACUCCCUGGACCAUCCAACCUAGCCAUGGAAAUUAAGGCUUGUCCUGAUGAUGGAUGUGUCAAUACCAGCUGUCCCACUGGGCUGGUGAGACACAGCUGUGCUCCCUGCCCGAUGUCCUGUGCCCACAUCAGCAGUGGGACAUCCUGUGAUCCCACAGCACCUUGCUCCUCAGGUUGUUGGUGUCCGGAGGGCCAAGUGAUGAGCUACAUGCAACAGUGUGUGUUACCAGAGGACUGUAUGUGUGAGGUGGCAGGUGUGCGCUACUGGCCGGGCCAGCAGAUGAAGGUGGACUGUGAAAUUUGUGUUUGUGAGAGGGGAAGGCCUCAGAGAUGUCAGCCUAACCCAGACUGUUCAGUACACUGUGGCUGGUCGUCAUGGUCCGAGUGGGGCGAUUGCUUGGGGCCCUGUGGUGUUCAGAGUGUCCAGUGGUCAUUCCGCAGCCCAAACAACCCCACCAAGCAUGGAGACGGCAGAACGUGCAGAGGAAUUUACAGGAAAGCCCGUCGGUGCCAGACAGACCCCUGUAAUGAGUGUGAGUACCAGGGUCAGUCCCAUGCUGUGGGAGACAGAUGGAGGUCAGACCACUGCCAGUUAUGUCACUGUCAGUCCAACCUUACAGUGCAGUGUUUCCCCUACUGUCCAUACGCUGUCAGUGGAUGCCCACAGGGCCAAAGUCUGGAACCUGGAGAGGGAGACAGGUGCUGUUACUGCAAAGGAGGAAAUGACACGAUUCUUGUGACAAUUAGCCCUGUAACUGUGACCUCCAAGCCAGCAGAGGGCACUACACCUCUGGUUCCCACAUAUCCACUUGAUCCUCGAGAUGAGUGUUGGGCUCCUCUGGGCAUUCAGUCUCUUCCGGCCUCCAGUUUCAGUGCUUCCUCACACCAGACUGGUCAUCCCCCAGAAGCAGGUCGCCUUCAUGGGUGGGACCCGCAUAAGGACCUCCAGGGCUGGAGUCCAGAACCUGAGGAGUACAAGGAUCUACCACAGCGGAGUCCUGAGGGACACAGUAGCAACACACAAAGCCCCUACCUACAGAUAGACCUGCUGAAACCAUACAACAUCACUGGUUUGCUAACCCAGGGCGGUGGUGUGUUUGGCACCUUCACAUCCAGCUUCUACCUCCAGUUCAGCCAGGAUGGUAGACAGUGGUUCACUUAUAAAGAGCUUGUCACUGAUGCCCGACCCAGAGCCAAGGUUUUUCAGGGUAACCAUGAUGAUCAAGGGGUGGCAGAGACCCGACUGGACAGGAUGGUGUUGGCUCAGUUUGUCCGGGUAUUGCCACACGACUUCCAGAAUGGCAUCUACCUUCGUCUUGAGAUCAUGGGCUGUGGAGAUGGUUACCACUGGUUGUCUACCCCCACUCCCCCCUCCCCUGUCUCCCCAGUGGGUGACUGUAGAGAGAAGGAGUUCCAGUGUGAAAAUGGUCGCUGUGUGCCAGCAGGUCCACUGGGAGUUGUCUGUGAUGGAGUCAAUGACUGCGGAGAUGGAUCAGAUGAGAUGUACUGUGGUACGCAGCCGUCUCCUACAGCCACCAGUCCACGCAGCUGCCCUGCUGGUCAGUUUUCCUGCCCCUCAACAGGGGGCUGCAUUGAGGCAGGGCAGCGUUGUGAUGGGACCCCCAACUGUCCCAAAGGAGAGGAUGAAACCGGUUGCCAUCCCCACGGCAACUUCACUACCCAGUCAGACAGACCAUACACACCCACCCCUGCUCCUCUAAGGACUCCAUCCAUGGCUGCUGUCACUCAUCCUGCAGUAACACCAAUGGAUGGGGGACCAGGUUAUCGUGGCAUCUGCUCCUCUUCCCUUGGACUGGAGGAUGGGAGAAUUCGCUAUGGUCAGCUGACCUCAUCCUCACAUCAUGAGAACAACCCUGCUGAUGCUGGACGCCUAAACAUCGCCCCUAAUGUUCAGGUUAUGGAGCCUGGAUGGAGCCCAUUGCCUACAGAUCCUCAUCCAUAUUUUCAGGUAGACUUCCUGGAGCCCACAUGGGUAUCAGGGGUGGUGACCCAGGGCAGUGAACGCAUGUGGGGUUACCUCACUAAAUACCGCCUGGCAUUUGCCCUGCACAGCAGUCUCUUCACAGACUACACUGAGAAUGGGAAGCCUGGUGGCCCUGCUAAGGUGUUUGAGGUGCGGAUGGUGGGAAGGACCCCUGUGACCUGCUGGCUCAGUCGGCUGGUCAGAGCUCGCUACCUGCGUAUCAUCCCUGUGGAGUUCAGACACACUUUCUACCUGCGUGUGGAGAUUAUGGGCUGCAGAGGAGAUGAGCUGGUGACCCCCAGCAGUGUGACCACGUCUCCCUCUGGUGGUGGCAAAGUGACUGUGCAGAGCUGUAAGCCAGGCCAGUUUGCGUGCGGGCAUGGUGAAGAAUGCAUCUCUGUCUCUGUUCUUUGUGAUGGUCGACCGGACUGCAAUGACCACUCUGAUGAGAUCAACUGUGGUACGGCUCCAACUAGAGGCUUUCCGGGGCUGCACAACCAGACAGGCUCAACAGGGAGACCAGGUUUCCGUGGCGACAGUACAACAGGUGCCCCUGGCCUCCAUAUCACCAGUUCCCACGGUGGCCUUCCUGGUGUACCUAGCCCAGGGGUCACAGGUCAACCUGGACUUCAGAAGACUACAAGCUCAAGUACAGGCGUUUGGAUCACUACAACCCCUCAUGAUGGUGGCCUACCCAGAGUGCUUUGUGUGGAGGGGCAGUUUGCAUGCCAGUCAUUCGGCUGUGUUGACUCGGCGCAGGUGUGUGACGGCAGACAGGACUGUUUGGACGGAUCAGAUGAAGAACGCUGUGGCACCACAGUCACACCAGAGGUGACUCCACCGGCCCCCCCGGUGUCCGGCCCCUGCUCUACUAAGCAAUUCUCUUGCGGCAGUGGGGAGUGUGUUCACCUGGACCGCAGAUGUGACCUGCAGAAGGACUGUGUGGAUGGAUCAGAUGAGAAAGACUGUGUGGACUGCAUCAUGUCCCCAUGGACAGCGUGGAGUGCGUGCAGUGUGACCUGUGGUCUGGGUUCCUUGUUCCGGCAGAGGGAUAUUUUGAGGGAAGCUCUGCCGGGAGGGGCCUGUGGUGGAGCUCAGUUUGACAGUCGAGCAUGUUUCCCCCAAGCAUGCCCAGUUGAUGGUCAGUGGUCAUUGUGGACAGAGUGGUCGGAGUGUGACGCUCAGUGUGGAGGUGGUGUCAGGCAGAGGAAGAGAACAUGCUCUACUCCUCCUCCCAAGAAUGGUGGGCGGGACUGCGAGGGCAUGACCCUGCAGAGCCAGAGCUGCAACAGCCAGCCCUGCACUAAAGACAUCAGCACACAGACAGGCUGUGUGAACAGCAUGGUGCUGGUGACUGAAGCAGACUGCCAGGCUGGGAGGGUAGAGCCCUGUCCUGCGACGUGCUCACAUCUCAGCUUGACCAGCAAUUGCACUGCAGCAUGUAUACCAGGGUGUCGCUGUCCUGAUGGUCUGUACCUUCAGGGUGGGCGAUGUGUGAAUGCCAGCCAAUGUGUCUGUCUGUGGGACGGUCAAACACUGCAGCCAGGACAGACGGUCAGCAGGGACCACUGUACCACGUGUUUGUGCAGAGAUGGACAAAUAACUUGUGACACCUCCAGUUGUGUGGGGACCUGUCAUUGGUCAACCUGGUCGUCAUGGUCACCAUGUGAUGUAACCUGUGGUCUGGGGCUACAGCAACGCUUCAGGUCUCCAUUGAACCCAUCUGGAGCAGUCGGAGUCCAGUCUUGUCAAGGAGACAUCUCGGAGGCCCGCAGCUGCUCCAGCCCCUGCUUCCCUGUCCUACCAGAUGGAGUCUGGAGUAAAUGGACCAGCUGGUCAGAGUGCAGUAAGACAUGUUUCAACCAUGUAGAUGAUGUUGGAAUCAGACGACGAUUCCGCAGCUGCAACCCCACACUCACACCCUUGAACUACACACACAUGAACUCUGCCUGCGAUGGAGACAGCGAGGAAAAGGAGCCUUGUAACGCUUUACAUUGUCCAGUGAAUGGUGGCUGGUCAGUAUGGUCAGAGUGGUCUCAGUGUUCAUCAGAGUGUGACUCUGGUGUCCAAACAAGAGAGCGAUUCUGCAGUUCACCCUCACCACAGCAUGGGGGCAGCAGCUGUCCCGGGCCACACGUACAGACGAGAGACUGCAACUCCCACCCCUGCUCAGGUGUGUGUCCAGAGGGCAUGGUGCACAUGACAGUUGCAGAGUGUGAGGCUCAGGGUGGCGCAUGUCCGCGGAUGUGUUUGGACAUGACGUCCACAGAGGUGCAAUGUGCCACUGGCUGUUAUGAUGGCUGCUACUGCGCCCUGGGCUUCUACCUGCUCAAUGGCAGCUGUGUACCUCUGGCACAGUGCCCGUGUUACCACCAGGGGAAACUGUACCCACCCGGUGCCGCCCUGUCUGUUGAACCCUGCACUAACUGUACCUGCACUAAUGGAGAAAUGAAGUGCGAAACAGCUCCCUGCCCUGUGGACUGUGGCUGGAGCAGAUGGACCCAGUGGAGCUCUUGCAGUCGAACAUGCGAUGUUGGUGUGAGAAGGCGGUAUCGUUCGGGAACGAGUCCUCCUCCAGCUUUCGGGGGUCGUCCCUGCCAAGGAGACAGAGUUGGGAUCGAUACCUGCAGCAUUGAACCCUGCUUUGGUGUAAAGGAACCAUGGAGUGCGUGGUCACAGUGCUCAGUGACGUGUGGAGGAGGUUACAGGACCCGAACCCGCGGGCCCAUCCAAAUACAUGGCACCGCUCAGCAGUUCAGUGCCUGUAACCUGCAGCCCUGUGGAGAUGGCAGGAUGUGUCCUCCAGGCCAGGAGUGGAAGCAGUGUGUGAUGGGAGCAGUGUCAUGUACAGAUCUCACAAUGGACGUUAGCAGGAACUGCACACCAGGCUGUCAGUGUCCACGUGGGACUGUCCAACAAGAUGGUGUGUGUGUGCGGGAGUCUGACUGUCGCUGUGAUGUGGAUGGAGAGCAGUACAAACCAGGAGACACUGUGCCAACAGACUGUAACAACUGUACAUGUAACGCAGGGAGGCUGGUUAACUGCUCUCAAGUCAGCUGCAAUGUUGAUGGCCAGUGGUCAGUGUGGACUCCCUGGGGUCAGUGUUCAGUGUCGUGUGGAGCAGGUCUCCAGUCUCGGUACCGGUUCUGUUCCAGUCCUCAGCGCUCUGGCAGUGGCCUGCCAUGUCUGGGCCAUCACAGAGACGACCAAGUAUGCUUCACCACUCCAUGUGACCGUGACGGUGGCUGGGGUCAGUGGAGUAACUGGACGGACUGUACCAAGUCGUGUGGUGGGGGAGUUCGAAGCCGGAGGAGAGAGUGUGACAGUCCCAGUCCAGAGGGGGAGGGGAGCUACUGUGAGGGGCUGGGAACUGAGGCCAUAGCCUGUAACACUAACCACUGUCCAGUGGCGCCAUGCUCUCAGGUCCCAGGCACAGUGUUCAGUAGCUGUGGUCCCUCCUGCCCUCGCUCCUGUGAGGACCUGGCUCACUGCGAGUGGCAAUGUGAGCCGGGGUGCUACUGUACAGAGGGAAAGGUCCUGUCCGCUAACGGGACAGUCUGUGUGGACAGAGAAGACUGUCCCUGCCUAGAUCUCAGCACUGGACGCAGGCUGGAACCAGGGGAGACCACUGAAGCCCCUGAUAGAUGUAACACCUGUACAUGUGAGGGUGGGAGGCUGAACUGCACCGGAAUGCCAUGUCCUGUGUCAGGUGGCUGGUGUGAGUGGUCAGAGUGGACUCCGUGCUCCAGAACCUGUGGGGCAGAGUCUGUGUCCCGCUACAGGAGCUGUGGCUGUCCUGAGCCCAAGGCUGGAGGAGAGGCCUGCUCUGGAGAACAGGAAUUCCACAAUGGGGUCGGAGUUCAAAUCCAGAGACAGCCCUGCACUGUCAUCACCUUCUGUCCAGUCCAUGGUUUGUGGAGUCCGUGGUCUGCUUGGUCGCAGUGUGAUGGGUGCGCUGGGUCGUCUACCCGCAGCAGGGAGUGUAAUAGUCCUCCAACCAAGUUUGGUGGCCUGCCCUGUCUUGGAGAGGGCAGGCAAAGGCGUGGUUGCCAUGACAACAUCACCGUCUGCUCAGACUGUGGUGGAGGCCAGGAAGAAUGGCCUUGUGGGAAGCCCUGUCCUCGUUCAUGUUCGGAUCUCCAUGGUGACACAGAGUGCAUGGACUUUGCUGGGUGCAGACAGACCUGCGGAUGUCCGGGAGACAUGGUUCUGCAAGAUGGAGUGUGUGUGGCCAGGGAGGAGUGUCGCUGCAAAUACCACAACAGCUCUGCUACUGAAAUGACAUUCAGCAGGCCAGAUUCCAGUAAUGCAUCAUGGUCAUGGGUUGGUGGAUCUGAUUGGCAGUUGGCAAAUCCAGGAGACACCAUCAUCAGUGACUGCAAAAACUGUUCAUGCGAGGCUGGGGUUCUGCAGUGUCAAUCAGUCCCAGGUUGUCAUGUUGACGGUGGCUGGAGCCAAUGGGGGGCCUGGACUGAGUGCUCCUUUUCUUGUGGAGGAGGAGUCAAGUUCAGGAGACGCCAGUGUGAUAACCCGUCCCCUCAGAGUGGUGGGAGAGGCUGCCUGGGAGUCGCUGAACAGCAGAAAGACUGCAACGUACACCCGUGUACAGACUCUUUGGGCCCGUGGUUACCCUGGACUCAGUGGUCUAUGUGUUCGGUCAGCUGUGGUGGAGGACAGCAGUCCCGCUCUCGUCUCUGCAGUUCUUCAUCCUGCAGUGGCCUCAGCCGCCAGAGCAAGACCUGCAACACCCAGGUCUGCCUUGAGGUGGGCUGCCCUCCUGGUAGGUUGUACAGGGAGUGUGAACGAGGUGACGGCUGUCCGUUUAGCUGCACUCAGGUCAGUGGCAGGGAGGGCUGCUACUCUGAUGGCUGUGAGGAAGGCUGCCACUGCCCCCCACACACCUACCAACACCACGGAGUCUGCCUGCAGGAGUGUCCGUGUCUGGUGGACAAAGAGUUUCUGGCCUCUCUGCAGAGUGUUUCUGUCACACUGCUCUCAUCUCUGCUCCGCCAUAACAUCUCUGAGGGAGAGGAAGUACAAUCUGGAGACAGACUGGUCCAUGACUGCAGCACCUGUGGCUGUGAACAUGGCAGGUGGAACUGUUCCUUGCAGCAUUGCCCAGUCGAUGGAGGUCUGUCGCCCUGGGGCUCCUGGAGCCCCUGCUCACUGUCCUGUGGAGGUCUGGGACUGAAGACUCGCACCAGGAGCUGCACACAGCCUGCCCGGAGCCACGGAGGGAGAGAUUGCCAGGGGCCACGCCAGGAAACUACGUACUGCCAGGCCCCUGAAUGCCAAGGUACAGGGGCUAGUUUAGGUAGUGUAGGUAUGGUAUGUAAUGGUGUGUUUAGGGAUGGAGCAAACAAAUGUGUGUGCCAAGGAGCAGUGUUCAACUGUACCUCUGAGCUAUGUGAUGUGGACUGUGAGUGGUCCAGCUGGUCCCAGUGGGGUCCGUGCUCAGCAAGCUGUGGUACGGGGCGACAGAGCUCCACCAGAAUCAUCCAGCAGCCCAGCCAGUACGGAGGAGCCCCUUGUGUGGGCCCCGACCACCGCACCACAACCUGCAUGGCCCCUGACUGUGCGUGUCCUGUCGGGGAGCAGUGGAGGAGGAGCAUGUCAGAGGAGGUCCUGCUGUGUGAGAGGAGCUGCCAAGACAUUUACUCCUCUCCCUUCAACUGCAGCAACUCCGCUGAGGGCUGUGUGUGUCAAGAGGGGUUUUACAGAAAUAUGGGAGGGAUGUGUGUCAUCCCCGCCCUCUGCCCUUGCCAUGACCAGGGCAUCCUGCGGGAGGCAGGAUCAGAGUGGGAGGAGGGCUGCCUUUCAUGUCGCUGUGUUAACGGGAGAAAAUGGUGCCAGUUAAGAUGUCCACCGCUCCACUGUGAUGAGGGAGAGGCCAAGGUGGAGGAACCAGGGAGCUGCUGUCCAGUCUGUAGAAAACAGUUCCCAGGCGAGCCCGUGCCAGAGUGUCGUCGCUAUGUGCAGAUCAGGAACAUCACCAAGGGAGACUGUCGGCUUGACAACGUGGAGAUCAGCUUCUGCAGGGGACGCUGUCUGUCCAGGACUGAUGUCAUCCUGGAGGAGCCAUACCUCCGCUCAGUUUGCGAGUGCUGUAGUUACCGAUUAAACCCUGACAACCCAGUCCGUUUCCUCAACCUGCAAUGUGAGAGUGGAGAGAGUGAGCCAGUCGUUCUGCCCGUCAUAAACAGCUGCGAAUGCACCAGCUGCCAAGGAGGUGACCUGUCCAGACGCUGAGCAAGUAUGUUGAGUGUGUGUGUGUGUGUGUGUGUGUGUGUGUGUGUGUGUGUGUGUGUGUCUGUGUCUGAGUGUGAGAGAGAGAUAGUGUGAGUGUGUACACACACUGGAGAGAUCAAGAGCAGGAUGAGUAUGAACACCAAGCCAAAUGAGAGUGCCACAGUGAUGGAUCAUCAUUUUGCAUGGAUGGAAGAUACCCUGUUGAUUUACACAUCGCUCUGUAGUCCUUAGUCAUCAUAUGACUGGAUGCCACUAUUGCUCAUAGAGUCCUGUUCUGAAACUUUGUUUAUUCUUCAGCCUGUACAGCCUGUUUUCUACUGUAUAUGUAUAGUAAUAUUAAGGGACAUAUGAUUCAAUCCAAGUAAGACCUAUUAUACAUUAAAAAAUGUUUCAUUUAUAUGCUUUAAGAAAAUGUCUGUGUACCAGCAGUCUUCUGUAAGUUGGAGUUUACUGUAACUGGGUAGAUAUUCUUACAUGUUGCAGUUUACAGUACAGUUCUAAUGGACUGAUCAAUAAACAUUUUCUACACAAGGAGAA
Micropterus dolomieu (smallmouth bass) is the source of this 12894-nucleotide messenger RNA. Its product is annotated as SCO-spondin-like. Gene Ontology annotation, cellular component: extracellular matrix. NCBI's taxonomy places the organism in Eukaryota, Metazoa, Chordata, Actinopteri, Centrarchiformes, Centrarchidae. Bases 1 to 12357 code for a protein of 4118 amino acids. The record is from RefSeq and is a predicted model, not a curated record. Gene Ontology annotation, molecular function: protein binding. The transcript has 84 exons.